Messenger RNA from Cladocopium goreaui, 2226 nucleotides. NCBI's taxonomy places the organism in Eukaryota, Dinophyceae, Suessiales, Symbiodiniaceae. The record is from the annotation of a GenBank genome assembly.
AUGGCGCCGGACCCGGAGUCCCCAGCAGCCGGCGGCUACCGCCGCAUCCUGGUGCCGCAGAAGCGGCGCCCGGCGUCGCCGGCAGCGCAGCUUCCGGGCUGCUUGGCCGGGGUGGUGGCAUCGGGGGCGGUGGCCUUCGACUGGGAGGCCGGAGGGUCACCGGUGCAACGACGCUUGAGGAGUUCCUCACCCAAGACCUGUGAAGGGCUGAGAGGCUCCUUGGUUCUGGGCCAGCAUAGUCCGCGACCGUACCACAAUGAGGAGAAGACCACGUUUAUGUUCGACUCCUCUCCUGCGAUGGGCGGGGUGCGGGCACGAUCGUUGCGGAGAAGUGGGUUAUCCGCAGCUGCGCGAAAUCUUUCCCCUACAUGGACUAUGGGGGAGAACUUCCCUCCAGAGGCUGCGCAGGAGUCCUUCCCGACAAAGCGUCGGAGUUUGAGCCCACGGAGCUUGAUGUCGCAGAUCCUCAAUGGGGAGGAUGAGCCAAUUCACCGCCGCCUCCGCGGUCGUGCGCCAGCACUGCGGCUUUCUGGGCGCCGGGCGGUGGAAACUUUCGUCCCAGUAACAGCGGCUCAGCCAUUGACAAUGUUCAAGCCAUCUCCGGCGCUACCGGAACGCCAGAGCAAAGAAGAUGCGGCCAUUGCCAUGGAAACAGCAAGGCCCAUCAUGUGGUUUGGUGAAGAUGGCCAGGAGGAGCGUUGGAGUCCCUUUUCCUGGUCUCCGAAGCCCAUCACCCGUGCCGGUGAGUUCUCCCCACGUCGCGCGGGCCGCGGGCUCGUUGAGGGGAGCCCCAGAAGUCACAGUCCAGCAGGACCCAAGAGCCCCACGGUCUACGGCAUUGAAGGACUGCAACUUGAAGCGCGGGAAGCUCCAGGUGAAGACGGCUCCCCCAACUGGCGGCAUGUCAGCGGCACUGCAGUGGCGUGGCUGAUGGGAAACACAGCCAGUAGAGCUUCGACGAUGACGCCAAGUCUUCGAUUUUCAUGGCCUUGUGAAGCCGUGGCCGAGGGUCCAGCAGAGGAUGGAAGACAUCCUCCCUCACUUGGGGAAGAGGUGGGCCUGGGAUAUCCUCCGUUCUCAGAAGGCCACGAAUGGCCGCCACGAGCGCCAGGGGAUGCCCCGGCGUUUGCCAAGCAGGGUCAACUCUUCCGGCAUUACUUGCAGUGGCGCAGGGAAGGGCAGGGCGAGGUGGAACGGAUCCAAGCGAAGAUUGCGGGAGACGACAUGUGGCUUCAAGAGAUGAUGUUGGGCUGCGACACCGAACUCUUUGAGACGCCAUGGCCACCAUGCCGCCAUGUGAUGCAUUUGGAGCGAUUCCUGAAGACUGCAGACGAAGUAGGAGUGAUUCCGCAGUUGGACGAGUUGGAUGGAGCUUGGGAAGAGCGUUUACGUCCUGUGCUUGGCUCAUGGAGGAAGAACCCUGCCUUGGCCACGCAGGUCUUGUGCAGGCUCCGUUCGGCCCGACGAUCCAGAGCCGCUUGCAUCCUGUUGCAGGCCAUGAAUUCCAGCCGCAUCGUUCCCAACGAGUUUCACCUUCAUAGCGCCUUGAGCGCCUGCGAACGAUGCAGCGACUGGAGCCGGGCGCUGUGGCAGUUAGGUGACGCUUCCAGCUUUGGCAUUUCAAGCAGCACGGUAGCCUUCAACAGCACAAUGAGUGCGUGUGAAAAGAGCCACCAUUGGCAAUGGUCCUUGCAUCUGCAUAAGGAGAUGGAGCAGCAGAUGAUCAGCAAGGACACCAUCUCCUACAGUGCGGGAAUUAGUGCUUGUGAGAAGGCGGGUCGGUGGCAGCAGGCCCUAGUUCUUUUCCACGAAAUGCAAAAGCGGCGAGUCCGCAAAGAUCAGAUUCUGUAUGGUGCGGCCAUCAGUGCUUGUGAGAAGGGCGAAGCAUGGGAAUGCGCGUUGACAUUGCAUCAGCAGUGCCUGGACGAAGGCAUCCGUCAAGAUGAGGUGAUCCAUGGCGCCUGCAUCAGCGCGUUUGAGAAAGGCGCUCAAUGGCAGCUGGCUCUGUCCUUUUUGGACAAGGUGCCGGCUUCCAGGGUGGCUUGCUGUGCUGCAAUCAGUGCUUGUGAAAAGGCAGCGCGCUGGCAGACAGCUUUAGGUCUGCUGGCAACACAGACAGUGGAGGCUAUGCAGACUAAGGUGGAUGUCGCCAGGAGCGCAGCGAUCAGUGUGCCUUGGAAGCCGGCUCUGGAACUUUUUAUCGAGGGGGACAAUCCCAAUGUUUAA